GGCAAAGUGAGUGUCGGGGCUUCAAAAGGGCCACAAGACGGUCAAUAGGCAUCCAGUCCCCGGGAGAGACUGACGGACGAAGGAUUCGACCGCUCUGCAGCACGGCGGAGCCCCUGCCCGCGAACUUCAAGAAUGAGUACCAGCAGGAGGAGGCUGUUCUGGAACAAUAGACCAAUGGGCUUGAUACUGUUUUUCGUGGGCCUGCUGCUCCCGCCCCUGCACUCGUGCCAUGAACAGAUCGAUCCUUUGACUCUGGGUCGGACAGACCCUCAGUGUUGGGAAUCCUCCUCCACGCUUCUUCUUGAAAUGCGGAAACCCCGCAUAGCGGACACUGUCAGCGGCUUCUGGGACUUCAUGAUCUACCUUAAGUCAUCAGAAGAGUCCAAGCACAGCAGUCUCUUUUGGGUCCUGGCACAGCUCUUCUGGGACAUCUAUGUGGACUGUAUGAUUUCUCGGACCCAUGGGCUGGGACGAAGGCGUUUCAUUGAAGAUGAGAAGGAACUAGUGACAGCACACUCUGAUCUCAGACAGGACCUUCGUAGAGGAUCAAAGCAUGAUCAAUCCCAGAGUAAAAGACUUUGUUCAAGACUGGGUUGGGAUCUAAGUGUACAGGAGUGGUUCCAGCAUCAUGCAAAACUGGAUAGCAAAAAAUACGGGGCUGAAAAAGGCCUCAACUAUAUCAAUCUGGUAGAGAUCAUGAAUUUGAAAGGCAUUGUCUAA
This is a messenger RNA of Mobula hypostoma (lesser devil ray), 720 nucleotides long. RefSeq names its product protein FAM237A-like. Bases 133 to 720 code for a protein of 195 amino acids. The record is from RefSeq and is a predicted model, not a curated record. NCBI's taxonomy places the organism in Eukaryota, Metazoa, Chordata, Chondrichthyes, Myliobatiformes, Myliobatidae. The transcript is spliced from 4 exons.